Anopheles funestus (African malaria mosquito) is the source of this 3321-nucleotide messenger RNA. Its product is annotated as protein spartin. Gene Ontology annotation, cellular component: plasma membrane. NCBI's taxonomy places the organism in Eukaryota, Metazoa, Arthropoda, Insecta, Diptera, Culicidae. The coding region runs from base 847 to 2688 and encodes 613 amino acids. Gene Ontology annotation, biological process: negative regulation of BMP signaling pathway; cell division. The record is from RefSeq and is a predicted model, not a curated record. The transcript has 2 exons.
CUUACCUGAUUCUAUUGUCUCAUUUGGGUCCUUUCUUGAAUGAUUAAUCCUAUUCGAAUAUUGUGAUGUUUAUUCUACAGAAAUAGUUAUCUUUUCGGUUAGCGUGCGUACCCUAUCUCACGGAUAAUCAACCAUAAUCCAUAGAAAUAUACAAUAAAAUAUAUUUAAAAUAACCAUACAAAUCGCGUUAUCGAUAUGGUUUGAUUACAUACUUCAGCGAAAGUUCCGUAUUGUACUGUCAAAUGGGUCUGCCUGAUCCAACCUGUGCGUAUGUACCAAAACAAACCAAAUCUUUCGGUGGGGGAAAACAGGAACAUAAAUGCACUGCUGCUAAUUCUAUCCGCACGGUUACCACGACGACGGUGUAAGAAUCUCGUUCCAUUGCACAUCAUGUCCGAAUCUCAAACAGUUUAGUCAUAGUGUUAUUUUUUAGUGUGUUCUCAUUAAAAUAAAAGUGUUGUCUGUGGCCAUACUGUGCGCUAUAAUUGGGUACGAGUCAUCGCAGCAGCGUGGUGGCGACUGUCCAUUAAAGAUUUCAUUCCGGGAAACCAAAUGUAGCGGUGGGUUAUUUUUUAUUUUACGCGAACUUCAAGGGCCAAGAAGAAAGGUCGCUUCGGCUGACGCAACAGCAUCAUUCAAAGAUCAAACGUUCGUCACGCUAGAACGGAGCACGGGAAGCAGUCCGACUGAUUGGCGAAUAAUUUUGCGUGAUCCGCCACAUUCGGUAAAAGUGACCAAUCGUUGUUUUUUUUGUUGUCUGGAGUGGUGAUAAGCAAGCAAAAAUCGACCCGAAGGACAAACAGAAAGAUUCCAUCGUGAAAAGAAACAACCGGAAGUAUUUGGAACAUGUUCUUCCCGGAGUCUUCCUCCACCACGGCAAACCGAGAAUGGCGCCGAACGUUCGAAGCGAUCAAAGCUGGCCACGAUGAGUCGUAUGCCACGAUCGAACGUGCGAUCAAGCUCGAAGAGCACGAGCGGCCCGAUCUGGCCCUUCAGAUGUACAAGGACGGUAUAAGACGCAUCGAUGAAACACUAGCCCUUCCGGUGGAAGUUCCCGACCUACAGGUACAGGGUCCACAAGCAGACGAAAGCUGGCAGCAGGCGGUUGCUAUGAUACACAAGCUGAAACGCACCCGAGGUGAAGUGUUGCAACGCAUCGGCCAACUCGGAGGAAAUGGGACGGCAGGUGGUGACAAUGGUUCGCUCAAUGCGAACGAAACCACCACCGGACAGCGGCCAUGGACGUAUACGGAGCUAGCGAUGGCACUGAAGGACAUGUCCGACGAAGGUACGGAUGAAACGAAGGCGAGCCUGCUGGAGUUGUUAUUCUCAUGCGAUGGUGUCCAUGUGUACUACAUCGAACCGGAUGGUGUCGUCAGCAGGACGAUGGCCGACUCGACACUGAGAAUUGUCCGUAUCGAGGGCGACGAAAGUAGACAGCUGCAGACAACCGUGUUUCUACAGGUGAUUGAAACACGAUCCGCUAUACGCAUCGAAAAUGCGGAAGAACCAUUGGAACACAUGGCGGAAGAAGCGCUGGAUGAACCACCCUCACCUGUAGCAGAUGUGCCGAUGGAAACCUCGCCGGAGCAGGACGCAUCCGAUACGGAGCAACCCGGAUUUCUUAUCUACCCACUCAUCCCGGGUGUGUCCCCGUGCUAUCGGACGGAAUACGGUGCAUUUAUACUUCCCGAUCUAGCCGAACCGAAUGUCCAGGGUCGUGCGAUUGGACUGGUGGUACCGUCCGGGGCAGAUGAGGUUGUGUUGGAGAUUCUGGUGGCCUUUCUGCAUGGGAUUGUCGCUCAACCGUCAUCCGAACCGGUCGCACGUGUCAGCAAACGUUCCCUACUGCCCGACUCCACCACGGUUUCGGCCGGUAUCAUCAAGGGUGCAUUCUACCUGUCCCAGGGAUUGGUGCGUGGUGCCGAACGAACCGGCCAGCUGAUCGCUACCGGCACACCAUACGUCAUUUCGAAGCUCGGUCAGAAGCAAACGAGUACGGCGCAAGACUCAACGGAGGCAGCCGCUACUGUACAGGUGCCGAAAAACGUUCGCACUGGGAUUGAGAUUGCGAAGAGUGUCACCGGUACGGCGGCUGGUGUGACGAGCUACGUUGCGGGGAAGGUCGGUACGGCUACGAUGGCACUGGGACGCUUUCUGGCCCCACACAUCCAACGUCACGGUAGUGCCCUGCUGGCGUACGGCACCGGCAUGAGCGAACAGGACGCCUCGCAGCGUAUGAACGGUGCGCUCACGAUCUGUGCCGGAGCGGUAGAAGGGUUCGGCACCGUGUACGAAGGUCUCGAACGUUCGGCAUCGAUAUUGGGUCAAAGCUUGAGCGCUAGCACGGUGCAGAUAGUGGAGCAUCGGUACGGGACGGAGGCGGGGCGAGUCGUGGGUAGCUCGCUUGAUACGGUCGGGAACGUGAUUAACGUCACGCACAACAUGAACUACAUCACACCGAAGGGAUUGGCCAAACGAACGGCAAAGAAUGCAGGGAAAGCGCUCGUUGCCGGCUAUCGACCACCGGUACCGGAGGUUGACGGUGGAGCUGCAUCAAGCUCAGGCAUUGUAACGGUCACAGCUCUCGAAGCUACCCGAGAACAACGUAUCGUUCCUGCGGCCGUACUUUAUCCGGAUCUCGAAGGAUUGGCUAAGGAAGUGCGUCAGAAAGAAGGAAUGGCUUGAAACGAAACGGAAAUAGCGAAAAACAGUGAAAUGAAUAGCUAAACAAAUGGUUAAAAUUUUAAUCCUUAUUUCUCCUUGCCCAAUCGUCCAUGAAGGGAAAAAACCCGCUGUUUUACGAUUCAUAAGGAGAACGUGUGUUUGGGUGUAUGGCAGAUAUCUGAUACUGUGUAUGCAUGUUAUUUAUAAGAAUUAAGAAUCUCAUCGAGAAGAGGUGAUGAAACAGUUGUUACGGAAUAUUAUAGUUGCUUUUUUACAUAUGUUACACGCUAGUAAUUAAGGGGUUUUAAAGGAUUAUAUGUCAUUUGGAUGUUUUGUUAUGCGUAAUCAUCGGAUCAGAUCAGAUCACCAUCCGCAGGGACCAUAGCUUCUUCUUCAUACGAGUAACUUCUCAUAAAGCUAGUAAGUCAAGAAUCUUUUGUUAUUUUCCUAAUGAAUCUCAACUCUAUUUACUCGAAUUUUAAAUAAAUACUAUUCCUCAGCUACACAAAGAAGCACAAUAGAAAAGAGAGACAAUAGAUCGUAUAUCGUAUCAAGGGAAAAGAGCUAAUGAUGGACAUAGCUUUUUAGUGACAAAUAAAAUAACAAGUCUGAAAAGAAUAAAGAAUCUAUGGAAUGUUAUAAUAAAAACACAUA